UUUUAUUUAUUUUGGAUUUAAUUUUUUGCAUAAAAUUAAUAAAUGAGUUCUCUCUUUUUCUUAUAAAUAGGAAAGAGAGAGAGAUAGUGCUAUGUUCAUACCCCCCAAAAAAAAAAAUCUGAACUACAGGUAUUGUUUUGGCUCCCAGAGAGAAGAUUACUGAGAUUUUAACAAGGUUUCCACAUGUACAGUGAUACUUCACUGUUAGCUUCAUCUCCAAGAAUACACCGUUAAUACACCGUUAACUGACGUCAACACAAGAAAAAUAAAACACGCGCCGUUAAAUUUGCCUUUAAGAUGCCUCGUGUUUCAGCGACAUCCCAAGAAAUCUCCCCCCACGGCGGCAACGAGUCACCGACGCUCGGCGAACUGCUAAAAUACUUCGAUGACGGUGACCGGAAAAAACAUUCCGGCGAAGAAGCUUCGUUUCAUCACAUACUUGACCUCGCUUCCCCUGAACUACGACCCGUGCCAUUUCUCUUGUCCUUCAACAAUCUCAGCUACGACGUCAAAGUUCGCCGGCGGUUUAACUUCUCGUCGCCGGCUCCGGUGAAAACUCUGCUUGACGGAGUUUCCGGCGAAGCUUGCAACGGCGAUAUCCUCGCCGUUCUCGGAGCAAGCGGAGCUGGGAAGUCCACCUUGAUAGACGCUUUGGCGGGAAGAGUGAGUAACUUGAGAGGCACGGUAACUCUAAACGGAGAGAAGAUUCUACAAACUCGUCUGCUAAAAGUGAUAUCAGCGUACGUGAUGCAAGACGACCUCUUGUUCCCGAUGCUCACCGUCAAAGAAACCCUAAUGUUCGCUUCCGAGUUUCGUCUCCCAAGAAGCUUGUCCAAGUCGAAGAAAACAGAGCGCGUUGAAACCCUAAUCGACCAGUUAGGGCUUAGAAAUGCGGCUGAUACGAUAAUAGGAGAUGAAGGACACCGUGGAGUCUCCGGCGGAGAGCGGCGGCGUGUUUCGAUCGGGAUCGAUAUUAUCCAUGAUCCUAUUGUCUUGUUCCUCGACGAACCUACUUCAGGGUUGGACUCCACCAACGCGUUUAUGGUGGUGCAGGUUCUUAGACGUAUAGCUAGGAGUGGCAGUAUUGUAAUUAUGUCGAUACAUCAACCUAGCGCUCGAGUCAUAGACUUGCUUGAUCGUCUUAUCAUAUUGUCUCGUGGCAAGAGUGUGUUCAAUGGAUCUCCGACAAGUCUUCCCACAUUCUUGUCGGAUUUCGGACAUCCAGUUCCGGAGAAAGAGAACAUAACCGAGUUCACACUUGACCUAGUUCGAAAGCUCGAAGGAUCUACCGAAGGAGCUAGAGAGUUAGUAGAGUUCAACGAGAAGUGGCAACACAACCAAUCAGCUCGAGCCACGCCAAUGACCACACCUUACCAAGCCUUGUCUUUAAAAGAAUCCAUUACCGCAAGUGUUUCAAGAGGCAAACUAGUCUCCGGCUCGACCAGUUCCAACCCCAUUUCGAUGGAGUCAGUAUCUUCAUACGCAAACUCUCCACUGGUCGAGACGUUCAUCUUAGCCAAACGGUACAUGAAAAACUGGAUGCGUACACCUGAGCUCAUGGGAACACGGAUCGCUACUGUCAUGGUCACUGGUCUUCUCUUAGCUACUGUAUAUUGGAGGCUUGACAAUACUCCAAGAGGUGCACAAGAGAGAAUGUCUUUCGUUGCAUACGGCAUGUCCACAAUGUUCUACGUCUGUGCAGACAGUGUCCCUGCUUUCAUACAAGAGCGGUUCAUUUUCUUGAGAGAGACAACGCGCAACGCCUACAGAACAUCUUCUUAUGUCAUCUCUCACUCUCUUGUAUCAUUGCCUCAGCUACUCGCUCUCUCCAUUGCAUUUGCUGCAACCACGUUCUGGACAGUUGGUUUAAGCGGCGGGUUAGAGAGCUUCUUCUUUUACUGCCUCAUAAUCUACGCAGGCUUUUGGUCUGGAUCAUCUUUUGUCACCUUCGUAUCUGGUUUGGUUCCGAAUGUCAUGAUAAGUUUCAUGAUCACUAUUGCCUAUCUUUCAUACUGUCUACUGAUGGGUGGAUUCUACAUCAACCGGGAUCGGAUACCUAUCUACUGGAUAUGGUUUCAUUACAUUUCAUUGUUGAAGUAUCCCUAUGAAGCUGUCUUGAUCAACGAGUUUGAUGACCCAUUUCGGUGUUUUGUUAGAGGAGUCCAAGUAUUUGAUGGUACGCUUUUGGCGAAAGUGCCUGAAGCGAUGAAGGUUAAGCUCCUAGAUACAAUGAGUGACUCUUUGGGAACAAACAUAACGGAGUCCACAUGCUUGAGAACAGGACCUGACUUACUUUUGCAGCAAGGUAUUUCUCAGUUGAGCAAAUGGGACUGCUUGUGGAUUACGUUAGCUUGGGGUCUCUUCUUUAGGAUAUUGUUUUACUUCUCGUUGUUGUUUGGAAGCAAGAAUAAGAGGACGUGAAGAUAGUCUACACAUUCAAAACAUACUUCUGGUGGCCUUCAAUGCAUCUACCUACCUUUAAAUAUACGUAUUUAAGUGAAGCCUAAGUCUUCUUCUUGUUGUAGCUUUUGUAAUCAAGUUGGAACAUUUAUAACUAUCACAUUUUGUAUUUCUCUUGGAAUAUAAGUUUGUUUUUGUUUUAUGCCUUA
Molecule: messenger RNA, 2609 nt
Organism: Brassica rapa (field mustard)
Lineage: Eukaryota; Viridiplantae; Streptophyta; Magnoliopsida; Brassicales; Brassicaceae
Product: ABC transporter G family member 18
Biological process (GO): transmembrane transport
Cellular component (GO): membrane
Molecular function (GO): ATP binding; ATP hydrolysis activity; ABC-type transporter activity
Source: RefSeq, a predicted model, not a curated record